AUGGCGACUUCAUACCCUGCGUUCUGGAGGACGAUCGCGAAGCCCUCGAAGUCUGCAAAGGCAGGACGCCUGAACUCGGCUCCGGGCAAAGGGCCCCGCGAGCCUCCCGUGCGCUCGCCCCUUAAGCCAUCGUCGCAGCCGUGCAGAAUCGUCUGCUUCUCAGACACCUAUGGUCUAGAGUCGAAGAAUGGUGUGGGCCGUUUCUUGCACGAUAUGCGAGGACUUGCCGAAACAAACCGUUUGCCUUUCGAGUUGAUCGUCCCAGGCAAGGGUGAGGAAAUUCCUUGCGUGCGGCGGAUUCGGGCCCCUUCGUUCACACUUCCCGGCUACGCCGACGUGCAAAUCGCGAUGCCCUUGGAACAACACCGCAAAGCCGUGUCGCGGCACAUCCAAAGCUUCCAUCCCGACGUGAUCCAUGUUUCCACGCCCGGACCCUUUGGCAUCUUUGGUCUCUCGAUUGCCCAACAACGGCAGCUACCAGUCGUCGGCAUCUAUCACACCGAUUUUCCAGGCUUCGCUCGGGAGAUCGUUCGUUUGCAGGUGGCCAAUCUACAGAACAACUCCUCGCAACUCAUUGCCCCCGCCCUGAGUUGGCUCACUCCCCUAUUCAUUCGCCGGAUCGCACCGCUGCUGGAGAAUCUCGAGCAAUCGAACCCUAACGCCGGAGAUGACCUGAGUACCCUGAUCGAGAUUGUCCAGCGAAACUACCAAAGCCUGAGCAACGGACCCCAUCUGGGCGACAUCCUGGCUCGGCUUGCCGACGCGGCCACCACCGAGGUCAUGCGGCGCUACUACUCCCGGUUCUCGCUCGUGGUGGCCCGAUCGCUGUCGCAGCAGAGCGAAUUACAAGACAAGUUGGGCUUAGACCCCAGCCGAGUUCGCUGCCUGGCCCCAGGAACCGACAUUGAGAAAUUUAACCCACGCCACAAGAACCGCAACCUGUGGGAAGACUUCGACGUCCCGCCCAAUUCAUUCAUCGCACUGUAUGUCGGCCGCAUCACGGCUGAGAAGAAUUUCGACUUUCUGGUCGAUGUGUGGAAGCGACUACAGACCGCGAAGAAAGAUGAUGAUUGCGAUCUACAUCUGGUAGUGGUCGGUGAAGGCAACACCGACUUGAAACGCCGCGCGGCAGAACUUCCAGGCGUUCACUUGUUGGGCCCCCAAGGUGGGCGUAGGCUCUCGGCGAUCUACGCCUCGGCAGACAUGGUGCUCUUCCCCUCGGUUACCGAGACGCUCGGACAGGUGGGGCUGGAGGCGGGGGCCUCGGCGGUUCCGGUCGUGGUGGCCGAUCACGGGGGGCAAGUCAUGUACGUCGACGACGGCCACACCGGCUUCAUUCGUUCGACCGAAGAUAGUAAAGCCUGGGUCGACUCCAUUUUGAAGCUCUCGCGAGAUGAAACGCUUCGUCAGAAUAUGGGCGAUCAGGCCCGGGCCCAUAUUGCCACCCAUCACACGUUCGAAGCCACCCUACGAAGCUAUUGGGAUAUCCACGAAGAGGCUGUUGAAUUACAUCGCAGCCAACGCAGAAGUCGCCCUCGAGUGAGAUCCAGGUUGCAUCAACAUGCAACCUCGGCGGGAGAUGCUUCGUUGCCGGGCGUGUUGGUCAUUACCGACUAUCACGCCGGAAAAAAAUUCGGCACGGCCAAGCAGCGCGCUCGCAAGGAAGGGGCAAUCGAGAGAAUGCUGCAGAUGGCAGUGGACGAUGAUCUUGACGUGAUCUUCGGGGGGGACUUUGCCGACCAUGGACCUCGACCCGCGCGGCUGGAAGAAGACUUUGCCAUGCUGCGGAACGUGCAGAGACGGGUGGGCUUGAAGAAGCGACCGAUUUUCGUCCGCGGAAAUCACGACUACGGGUACAGCGACGACCAACUGGUGCAGUUCACCGGCGGCUGCGAGGUUCUUCGGAGUCUGCUGUACCACCACGCGGCCGCAGGCGUGACGAUGACACACGGCCACAUUUUGGGGUUGAAUCGCACGAUCGAGCUUUCAAAGUCGAUGCUCGACUACGCGGCUCUAGAAGACGCACUGCGAGAGGAUGUGCUCGACGAAGACCUGAAACCCUCGGUCAUCGCCUACGGUCUGGCGAACCUGAUCGAGUCUUACAUGGAACAGAAGGGACUCACCGGGCUGGGAACCGUUUGGGAAGGUGUUUUCCAAACCCGUUCGCUGGUGGCAGACAAGCUGCUUCAAUUCGGCCGGCAGUCGAAUCAGGCCGACGAACGGACCUUCAAGCUCAUUGCGAGCCUGGUGGGGUCUCACGAUGAUGUCCAGACGGCCGCCAUGUUGGGAGCUGCCUGCGGAGGGUGGGCCACGAUUGUCGGCCAUACGCACGAGCCGCUCGUGAGGAAUGUGCGAUUUCGGUCAUACUCGAACGCCCGAGUGCCCCUGCAACUCGUCGGCAACGCGGGCAAUGUAAAUCGCAAGUAUCCCACUUGUGCCGUGGCCCGAUUCCCGGAAGUGGUCGUGCUUCGCUAUCGUCAAAAGACCGACAAACUACACGUACUCCACCGCGAAGUCAUACCCGAGUCGGACAUCGAAUCCUGUAGAGCGCGUCUCCGCACGGUCACUGCGUUGCCCACAGCCUGA
Cladocopium goreaui is the source of this 2586-nucleotide messenger RNA. NCBI's taxonomy places the organism in Eukaryota, Dinophyceae, Suessiales, Symbiodiniaceae. The record is from the annotation of a GenBank genome assembly.